Purpureocillium takamizusanense is the source of this 411-nucleotide messenger RNA. RefSeq lists its product as uncharacterized. Gene Ontology annotation, molecular function: endopeptidase inhibitor activity. The record is from RefSeq and is a predicted model, not a curated record. The transcript is spliced from 4 exons. Lineage: Eukaryota; Fungi; Ascomycota; Sordariomycetes; Hypocreales; Ophiocordycipitaceae. Gene Ontology annotation, biological process: vacuole fusion, non-autophagic. Bases 1 to 411 code for a protein of 136 amino acids.
AUGGCUUGCAGUAGAGCCAUACCUAAGCACCCCUUAUUAGGUAUAAUACCCGCCCACCCUGCUGGAGCUGCACUCCGUCGUCGUCGUCAUCAUCAUUAUCAUCAUCAUCACAACCACCGUCCUCUUCUACUGCCUUCGCCCACACGCUCUUGCAACGUACGAAAACGCCCAUUCUCUCUAUCAACAACCACCAGAAUGCCUAGCUACAUUGUCACCUGCAAGGACGACGCGACCCCGGACCAGGUCGAGGCCGCCAAGAAGCAUGCCAAGGAGCAGGGCGGCACCAUUGGACACGAGUACUCGCUCAUCAAGGGCUUCUCCGUUUCCUUUCCCAACGACGCCAUCACGACCCUCGAGAGCCACGAGCACGUCAAGGCGGUUGAGAAGGACGGCCAGAUGCACACACAGUAG